Messenger RNA from Fusarium falciforme, 1029 nucleotides. Its product is annotated as AB hydrolase-1 domain-containing protein. Gene Ontology annotation, molecular function: hydrolase activity. Bases 1 to 1029 code for a protein of 342 amino acids. NCBI's taxonomy places the organism in Eukaryota, Fungi, Ascomycota, Sordariomycetes, Hypocreales, Nectriaceae. The transcript is spliced from 2 exons. The record is from RefSeq and is a predicted model, not a curated record.
AUGGCUGAGGAGCUGACAUACACCGAUCUCCCUCCUCGGAUGAAGCCAGUGUCCGAACUGAAGCCAUCUCCAGACCAAGUGGCGAAACGUCUCGCAGAAUUUGGCCCUCUGAUCCCUCGGCAACUCGAUACUGAUGACUCUGUUGAGAAUUUGUGCGGUGCCACCUUUACCCAUCAUUUUGUGGAGUCGCCCGGAGACUACGACACUGUCAGCUUUCACUAUGUGACGUGUGGUAGCGAGGGGAAGCAAAAGGCAGUUGUGUUCUUGCAUGGACUGCCAGAUUCUUGGUUUGGGUGGCAUCAACACAUGGCAUCCCUUGCGGAGGAUGGUUACUUUUGUAUCGCUCCGGAUUUGAAAGGGUAUGGGCAGUCGAGCAAGGAACCAGGUGAUUACAGGCACGAAGGAGCGGCUGAACAGUUGGCUGCAAUGUUGCUCAAGAUUGGCAUCGAGAAGUUCUAUCUUGUCACCCACGAUCGUGGAACUGUUCAAGGCGAUUACAUUGCUGCUCUCUUCCCAGACCGCGUGCUUGGUUACGUCCGUGGAGAACAGCACCUCAUCCACUACAACCCAGCUCUGUCAUCUCAGCAUGCCUUGUUUCUCCACGCUCCAUACAACGGCAUUAUGGAGGAGCCACAGCGGCUCGCCCUGACAGCCUACAUGUGGUUCACUGCUCGGGAGAUUCCUGAUGGAGCUGCAACCCUGCAGCGUGUGGCUCAAGAGCUUGCUUACGAAGGAAUCAGCAAGGCCGUGCCUCGAUACUAUGGUGCAAGUACCUUUCACCAGGAAUGGCUCGACCGACGCAGGAGACUCAUGGGCAAGUGGGAAUGCCCGAUUGUCAUCAUGCAAGGAUACGAUAGCCUAACCCAACCGCGCGAAUGGUUCAACCUGGAAGAGAUCCAGGGCCUUGUUCCUCGUGCCAAGGUCUUGGAGGUCAAGUUCAUUCCUGGUGGGCACUUUUGGCCGUUGGAGAGCCCAGAUGAGACUACAGCUGCGCUACGUGAGGCACUGAAGGCAUUGAGGGAUCUGUAA